This is a messenger RNA of Acanthosepion pharaonis, 537 nucleotides long. NCBI's taxonomy places the organism in Eukaryota, Metazoa, Mollusca, Cephalopoda, Sepiida, Sepiidae. The record is from the annotation of a GenBank genome assembly.
AUGCCCUUUUCUUUUUUUCUUCUUUUUUAUUAUUUUCUUUCUUUCUUGUUUCUUUUUCUUUCUAUUAUUUAUUCUUCUGUGCCUUUUUCUUUCUUCCCUUUUUUAUCAUUUUCUUUUCUUUCUUUCUUCAUUUCAUUCUUUCUUUCUUUUAUUCUCUUUGUAUUUUUCUUUCUUUAUCACUUUCUUUUUUUUCUUUCUUCUGUCUUUUUCUUUCUUUCCUUCUUCUUUAUCACUUUCUUUCUUUCUUGUACUCUUCUAUAUCUUUUUCUUUCUUUCUUUCUUUCUUUCUUUCUUUCUUUCUUCUGUGUAUUUUUCCUUCUUUUCAUUUUCUUUCUUUCUUUAUUUAUUUCUUUAUUUUUCUUCUUUGACUUUUUCUUUGUCUUUUUCUUUCUUUCGUUCUUUCUUUCUUUCUUCUAUGAUUUUUUCUUUCUUUCUUUACAUUUUCAUUUUUUCUUCUUUGUCUUUGUUAUUUUUUCUUUCUUUCUUUCUUCGAUAUUUUUCUAUUUGCCUUUCUUUCCCCCUUUUUCACUUUUUUAA